Molecule: messenger RNA, 1087 nt
Organism: Hippocampus comes (tiger tail seahorse)
Lineage: Eukaryota; Metazoa; Chordata; Actinopteri; Syngnathiformes; Syngnathidae
Gene: rbp4l
Product: retinol binding protein 4, like
Exons: 4
Coding region: 204-794 (196 amino acids)
Molecular function (GO): retinol transmembrane transporter activity; retinoid binding
Source: RefSeq, a predicted model, not a curated record
UGAGGUGUUACCAGCAAAGUUGAUGGCCUGCUUGUGAAGAAAAAAUGAUUGUCACACUACAUGAAGUGACAGGAUUUAACGGGGUCACGUUUUUGGGAGGUCAAAUUGAAUGUUGGAUAUAAGACUUUUUCUGGGAUGGUUGACCUCAACCAGUGUUUUCUCCUCGUAACGUGAUGUUGUGAUCUUGUGUGUGCCCGCCCAGAAUGGCGUCCACCAAGCUGGCCCUCCUGCUGGUCGUUCUGUCCUGCAUUGAGAGCUGUCUGUCCACCCCAUGCGUGGUUGACAGCUUUUCCGUCAAACAGGACUUUGAUCCCAAGAGAUACUCAGGGAAGUGGUACGCUUUGCAGAAGAAGGAUCCGGAGGGUUUGUUCCUACAGGACAACAUCUCGGCGGAGUACACCAUCGACGACGACGGCAGCAUGACGGCUUCCUCCAAGGGACGCGUCACCCUCUUCGGCUUCUGGGUCGUAUGCGCUGACAUGGCUGCCCAGUACUCCGUUCCCGACCCCGCAACCCCCGGAAAGAUGUUCAUGAACUACCAGGGACUGGCCAGCUACCUGUCCAGCGGAGGGGACAACUACUGGGUGAUCGACACCGACUACGACAACUACGCCAUCACCUACGCCUGCCGCACCGUCAAGGAGGACGGCAGCUGCGAUGACGGCUACGCCCUGGUCUUCUCCAGGAACCCCCGCGGCCUGCCCCCGGCCAUCCAGCGCAUCGUGCGCCAGAAGCAGGAAGACAUCUGCAUGGUCGGACAGUUCCAGCCAGUCCUGCAAUCCGGAGCGUGCUAAGAAUGGCAAAGCGGGGGGAGCGGGCGAGCGAGACAAAAAGCAAAGCGGCGACACCAGGCUGCGGUUGUCGUGGCUUGAAAGCAAGAGUGAUGUGGAACAGAAUGUUUGUAUGGGACUGAUGUGAGACGAGAAUUUAAAAAAAAAAAAAAAAAGACCACCUUACCUAACCCCAUACCUGGAGUCCAAGUUUACGAAGUUGCUGUCUCCGGUGGUCUUUAAAUGAAUGUAACAAUAUUCUUUUUCUAAAACCACACCUGGCUUUGUUUUGUGAAUAAAGGAAAGUCUGAAACGUG